This is a messenger RNA of Verruconis gallopava, 2089 nucleotides long. RefSeq lists its product as uncharacterized. The record is from RefSeq and is a predicted model, not a curated record. Gene Ontology annotation, molecular function: CoA-ligase activity. Bases 308 to 1945 code for a protein of 545 amino acids. The transcript has 2 exons. NCBI's taxonomy places the organism in Eukaryota, Fungi, Ascomycota, Dothideomycetes, Venturiales, Sympoventuriaceae. Gene Ontology annotation, biological process: secondary metabolic process.
CUUGAAUCCAGACUCAAUUGACACGAUUUAAAAAAAAUUGCUCGAGAUCAGAAGCCUUUUAUCAGAGUCUACACUCUUUUAUUUCACACGCUCUUCAGGAUUUAGUGGAUGGUCCUGAAUACCACCUAUGCCUCGGGUACCCGAACUGAGGGGCACGCCAAUUGCUGAAUGGAGAAGAGCCUCUUAACAAGGCUCCUAAUAAUGGACUCGGCUAGUCAUGUCAUAUAUAGUACUCUGAAUUCCCUUGAAUUCUAUCGGAGCUAGUCCAGUUCACUCAAGAAAAAAAAAUUUCAAUUGGCCAGUAACGAUGCCUUGGUUGUCUCAAGAACAUGUUGACCUACCGUGUCAGGACGCAGUGUCAUUUGCACUUGACAACUGCGACUAUGAUCCAGACAAGCCAAUCUAUUAUGACGUGCAUGACACCUCUCGGAGCAUAUCAUGGAGGCAGGCGAAUGUAAUGGUCCGUAAACUCGUUGCCGGAUUCCGAAAGGCAGGUCUGAAGAAGGGCGACUGCUUCAGCAUUACCAGUUUUAACGAGAUCAUGUUCAGCAUGCUAUUUCUCGGCGGCGUCGGCGCGGGUGGUAUCUUCAGCGGUAUGAACCCAGCGUACGGCCCCUUCGAAGUCAGGCAUCACAUUAAGACGGCUGAUGUCUCGUUCUUUCUUUGCGAGCCGGAGGUCCUGGAUUCUCUUGUCAAGGUCUUAGACGAGGACGGUAUCGGGCGUGACAAACUUUUCGUUUUCAAUACGAAACCGGAACAGAAGGUCCCACCAGGAUUUAGAAGCUGGACCUGGUUGCUUGAGCAAGGAAGCGAAGAAUGGGAGCGCAUCACCGAUCCCGAAACUCUCAAAAACCUCGAACUGAGUCGUUUGACAACAAGUGGAACAACAGGGCCUCCCAAAUUUGCUAUGCAAACUCAUUGGAACGGAACCUCCUACCAUACAUUGGUGAGCAAAGGCCGCGAGGUACCUUGGGAGCCAAAAACGUUGAGCGUGUUGCCAUCAUUCCACGUCUCAACGGUUCCAGCAGUCCACGUUUCUCCGUUGAGAAGUGGCAACACGAUAUAUAUAAUGCGUCGUUUCGAUCUCGAGGGCUACAUGGCAGCCAUCGAGAAGUUCAAGAUCACGGACCUGGGAAUGGCGCCUCCGCUGGUCAUCGCCAUUAUCAUGUCACCUCUCAACAAAAAGUACUCUCUGAGGAGCGUUAGGCGGAUUGGAUGUGGCGCGGCGCCACUUGAUGCGGAGAGCCAGAACCGAUUGCAAGCGCUCUGCGCCGAAGAUUGUGUUUUCACCCAAGUCUGGGGCAUGACGGAGACGACUUCGGCACUGAGUAUUUUCAGGUGGCCGGAACAAGACUGGACAGGCUCCGUGGGCAACAUUUUCUUAGAAGGAACGGACGUGAAAUUGGUGGAUGAUGACAACAACGACAUCACUGCUUACGACACGAGAGGUGAAAUCUGUGUCCGAGGCCCUACAAUUAUCAAAGGCUACUAUAAGAACGAGAAAGCCACCAAGGAAAGCUGGGACGAAGAGGGAUAUUUCCACACUGGCGAUAUCCUGUACUGCGAUGGAAAAACGAAGAAGUGGUAUGUGGUAGACCGCAAGAAGGAACUUAUCAAAGUUCGAGGAUUCCAAGUGGCGCCGCCAGAGUUGGAAGGGCUCCUGCUCGCUCAUCCAGAGAUCGCAGACUGCGCGGUGAUUGGCGUUCCAGGGCCAGGAAAGGGAGAGGAACUCCCGCGAGCGUUUGUAGUGAGACAGCCGGGCUCGACGCUUACGGAAGACGACGUUAAGAAGAUCAUCUCAGACCAGCUGGCGAGCUAUAAACGGUUGACUGGUGGGGUUAGGUUUGUAGCUGAAAUACCCAAAAGCCCGAACGGCAAGAUCUUGAAAAGAAUCCUGAGAGAGCAAGUCGCUGCAGAGAACAAAGCGAAGGCAGCGAAGCUGUGAUUUCAGGUCUCUUCAAGCGGCAUUGGAAGGAGUAUUUGCAAAUUGGACUUUGCGGGAUGAGUCUAGUUCUAGAUGGUUUGAAAGAAUUCGCCUGGUUGAUAAUCAUCUUCGAAUCGUACACUGCCAAAGUGUUGCAAGCACUCC